AUGGCAUUCUUAGUUAAACAUAACGAAAUUCUUAGAUCCGUAUCGUGGGUUUCCAUAAAAGCUACAGACUCUUUUGAUUAUAGUCACGUUGAGACUUUCCUUGUCAAGUCUUUAUUCACUGAGGCAUCAUAUCUCGUGCUUAUCACAAAUCUUAGAUAUGAAUUGAAAAUAUCUCUGGAUAUUGAUCGUUUAUCAGAAUAUAUUCAAUUUUUAUCAGAAUUUUUACAAAACCGUUCAGAUAUUAGUCAUACGUUCAGUCUACAAGAGGAUGAUGAUACCUUAUUACUUACAACUGCUUAUAAUCAACAGAUUGAUACACUUCAUGAUAAUAUGAAAUCAAAAGAAGAAAAAUUUAAUGAAACCACCAUUUUAAACUUUAAAGAUUUGGAAAAUGGAAAGCCAUUUAAUAUUUGUGAGAAUUCAACAUAUUCACAAUUGUUCAAAGUAGCGACGGAACGCGUAAUUCCUGAAAGCAAAAAAAUUUCUACAUUACCUACUAUCAACACUUUAUCCGUCUCUUCUUCAGCUCCAUCAAUUUCUGAAUUAGAAAGAAUUUCAUUAUCACAACUUUCACAAUGUCCCACUAUAAAAUUACCAAGUCUUUCCGCAUCUCAACUAUCAGAAAUGUUUCCUUCCCAAACUUCUCAAUAUAAUUUCAUACAAAAUUCAUCAUCCUUUGAUUCUUCAUCCACUCAAACUAUCUCACGUUUCAACAACGACAACGAUAAUGAUACUGAAAUGAUUUCAGAAGAAGAAAAAGAAAGAUUACGAAUUGAAGAAGAAAAAGCUCGCGAAGCUCAAAAAAGGCAGCAAUUUAAAGAGAUGGUUCUAAAACACAAAGAACAAAAGACCAUAAAGAAACGUAAAAAUGUUAUGUAA
Messenger RNA from Diversispora eburnea, 879 nucleotides. Lineage: Eukaryota; Fungi; Glomeromycota; Glomeromycetes; Diversisporales; Diversisporaceae. The record is from the annotation of a GenBank genome assembly.